AAGCAAUUUCCUUCGCAUGUCGUGUAUAGAACAGGAGGAAGCGUAGUGCAUCAGUUUGGGCAGAUCAACUGCGCCGUUGCGUGUCCAUUCGGUCACAUAACUGAGGCGGCCAUUGAGAGAGCUCGAGCAGUGCUUGAGCAGUGCAAGCAGAACGUCAAGGAGCUGACCGCAACGCUUGCCCGCGAGGGCCACACGGACGUUGAUGUACUGCAGAUUUUCGAUAAGAGUCGAACGCUCACUGCACAGUUUUACGAAAACUUCCCAGUUGGCAACUUCGCGUAUGGUGCUAUCGAGAUUCUGGACAACGAUGAUAAUAUUCGAAAGGCUCAGUCCGCACUGAACAGAUUGACGGAAGUAGAAGUUUCUACAAGAAUUCUCACUGCCGCCGCUCAACAUCCAGAUCUUGACCGAUUGAGCUUCAUCACUUCUGCGCUAGAAUGCGGUUUUACGGAAAUGAAACCAGCAGAUGAAAUGAGCCAAAUGAUCUUGAGGUACAUCCACGUCACGGGUGAACCUUCUGCCAAAAUCAAGACUAUAAUCGCCUUAUCGCCGAGGACCGCCACUUUGAAUUUUGAAAAGUUUGUGGAUGAAGAAAACCAGAAGUUUCUCUGGCACGGCACGAAAGCUGUCAAUCUACUUAGCAUCCUCAAAGAUGGUUUCCUCGUUGAUCCACAGAACACAUCUAUUACAGGAAGACUUUUUGGUGAUGGCAUCUACCUCUCGGACGCUUUCCAAAAAAGUGUAAAUUACUGCGUAGCAUCGGCCAAACAUUGUAGAUACAUGCUGCUCUGUCGUGUAUGUGGCAUUGGGCAAAACUUUCACAUUGAAAUCCUGGGAUUAUUCAGCGAAUGA
This is a messenger RNA of Cylicostephanus goldi, 852 nucleotides long. The record is from the annotation of a GenBank genome assembly. NCBI's taxonomy places the organism in Eukaryota, Metazoa, Nematoda, Chromadorea, Rhabditida, Strongylidae.